GAAAAUGUUAUUACAUAUUAUCUUUUGAGCGUCAAUUUAACAUCUAAAUUAAAAAAAAAAAAAAAAGUGUUUUUUGAUAUUCUGAGAUUGUCAACUUUUAUUUAUUUAAGCUCAUCAAACCUUCAUGCUGCAGUUUUUCUGGACCGUGUGACGUAUAAGGACCGAACCUAGACCGGAUGUUUCCAGCUGGCAUUAAUUAGUGAGUGGGUCGACCCCCCUUUAUAAAGGAGACGCGCCCAAUGCUGCGCUCUGUGUCCACUCAGGCAAAGAUGAGCUACGGAUCUGAUGUGUUCUCCUCCUCCUCCUACAGGAGGAUUUUCGGGGAGUCUCCCCGUUUCUCCUCUUCCCCGUCGCGCUCCGCGGUGAGCGUGUCUUCCCGCGGAGGAUACCGCUCUUCCUCCUUGUCCAGGACCAGCAUCUCCUCCCUGGGCUCCCACAGCAGAAAGUCCGGCCGCUCCUUCUCCACGCCACUGGAUACCUUCGACCUGACCCAGAGCAGCGUCCUCAACAAUGAAUACAAGAUCAUCCGCACCAACGAGAAGGAGCAAAUGCAGGGUCUCAAUGACCGCUUUGCCAUGUUCAUCGAGAAGGUGCGCAACUUGGAGCAGCAGAACAAAGUGCUGGAGACGGAGCUGUUGGCGCUGCGCCAGCGGCAGGCAGAGCCGUCCCGUCUGGCGGAGCUCUACCAGCAGGAGAUCCGAGAGCUACGCUCCCAACUCGAAGAACUUAACGGAGAGAAGUCCCAGGUAGUGAUAGAGAGGGACAACAUUGAUGAUGAUCUGCAAAAACUCCGGGGGAAGUACGAUGAGGAGUUCCGCGCCAGGGAGGAGGCGGAGGCCAUCCUCAAAGCUUUCAAGAAGGAUGUGGACGACGCCACCAUGGUGCGCCUGGACCUGGAGAAGAAAGUCGAGUCCCUCCUGGACGAGAUCAACUUCCUGAGGAAGGUGCACGAAGAGGAGGUGGCCGAGCUGUCAGACAUGAUCCAGGCCGCACAGGUGUCCGUGGAGAUGGAGGUGACCAAGCCGGACCUCACCUCCGCCCUCAAGGAGAUCCGGAGCCAGUACGAGUCCAUGGCGUCCAAGAACCUGCAGUCCGCCGAGGAGUGGUACAAGAGCAAGUUUGCGGACCUGACGGAGCAGGCCAGCCGGAGCACCGAUGUCAUCCGAGCCAGCAGAGAGGAGGUGAACGAGUUCCGGAGGCAGCUGCAGUCCAAGACCAUCGAGAUAGAGAGCCUGAGGGGGACCGCUGAGUCUCUGGAGAACCAGCUGCGGGAGAUGGAGGACAGGCACAACAUGGAGAUUAACAGCUACCAGGAGAAUAUGGCAGAGCUGGAAAAUGAUCUAAGGACCACCAAGAAUGAGAUGGCUCGACAUCUGAGGGAAUACCAGGAUCUGCUGAAUGUCAAAAUGGCCCUGGAUAUAGAAAUCGCAGCAUACAGGAAACUCCUGGAAGGGGAGGAGACCCGCAUUGGUACGGGCAUCACCUAUCCAGGCCCCUCCAUAAGUGCGGGUGUUGGGCAGGGCUACAGCUACCAUACCCGCAUCUACACCAGCUCAGGCAAGAGCUCCAAGAAGGAGGGCAAGGAGGAGGAGCAGCAGCAGCCGCAGAGCAAGCCCACUGGGAAGGUGUCCCAGCGUGAAGUUUAUGAGGAGACCGUCGUGACAAAUAAGAAGACGGAGAAGCAGCAAGAAGACAUCCCCACCAAUCAGAAAAACUAAAAACCUAGUAUAUGCCUAGUCUAAAUUGUUGCUUUAUCCUGCAAACACACACCUCUUUUCAUCCCCAAUUUAUAACAAUGGUUAGAUUUCUACAUAUAUUUAGAAUGAAGCAUCUCCAGAUUUGUUUUAUGUAUUGGGUGUUUAUUCUCAUUCAAAUCCAUCAUAAUUACACAUAAACAAUCACGUUAUUAUAUCAAUAACAACACAUUUAAUUCACAAAGUCAUUGUUGAACAAUAGCAGUCACUUUGGUAGCAGUUUCCUAAACAUCGUAGCCUUUCCAGGUAACGACAUUCAACUGGUCUUCAUCACUAAUGUUGCACCAUCAUAUGGGACAGCCACAGUGAACAAUGACUAAGGUCGUGCAUUUGUACCACAAGCUGUGAUUUAAUCUCAACACGUAUAAACACAUCAACUGGUGUUGUACUUUUAUCACUCACAGUUUCAGGAGGAAAUAGACUAUACAACAAUAUCAGUCCAAAAACACACAUAACCACAGUUUUCAGUCAAGCUCUUAUGUUUUUUUUUUUUCAAUAAUAGCAGGUCAUCUGACUGAAAAAUACUCUUCUCAGCUGGAUUCUGAUUAUUUUAUUCAUAAACAAUGUUACUGUGUCAUAAGUUUGCUAUUUUAAUGAAGCUAAGACUUAAAGUGAACUGUUUCUGAAAUGUAUUAAUUGAGCUUUAUUUGCAUGUGCCAUGCUUGACCGGUUUUUUAUCACCUCAUUGCUCAUUGGACAGAAUGUUGUUUUAACAUGGAAGGUAAGCAACACUUUAAUCAUUCUUUGGAUACAACUUUACGCCACCAAUCUCUGCUGAUAAUGUGAAUAAAAGGAAGAAGGCAAUCUUUAAAGCACUUGAAUACAAAUGGAAUACCUAAGCUUGGAUUGACUAACUGUUUGCACAAUGUUUUUCCAAGGUUACAAGGGAAAAAGCCUUUUAGAACCUAUAAAAGAGAUAAACAUCAGGCUAAAGUGUAUUGAAUAUAAAACAAAUGAAUAGUCUGCCCCAGCUUGGUUAAGUAUAUAUGGGGUCAUACAAUUUACUUUAGCACAAAUGCAUGAGAUUCUGUUUGUUUCAUCACCCUGGGAGUGAUUUUUAUAUAUAUAGGUGUUUUACGACCCAUACUCCAUGAAGCACAUUUAAACCCCACAAUCGCAUCACUCCGGCCUGAAGAUGACAGUGCCCAAUGUCACUGAACCCCUAUCGAGCUAAGAGAUCACCGAACAACUCAACCUCACUUGUGAAUAACUGUGGCCAUGACUGGAUCAAACCUCUGUUGUAGUACGGUGUCACUACUAGAAAACGCUCAAGACUUGUAGCUUAUUUAUUUUUUAUUAAUUCUUGCUUGUGCACUGCCUCGCUCCAGGUCAUGGUGGUCAAUGUCUUGACGAACUGCACUCACUUUACAAGUAGAAGCAAAGAACCUGCUGAUUGUACAGCUAGCUGCUCUGGGUUUGGUUGUGUUUACCUGAAGCUUGUGACAAGCAUCUUAGUACUAUAUACAUGUGUUUCUGCACAGUGGCCUAAUAUAACUGGAACAACAGGCAAGAGAUUGGCGCAUUUUAGUUUAUGGAAUGCUGUCAGCAUUUAUGUAAUGUGCGCUAUUACAAUGGAUGAAUGGCUUAUGGUGCAAAGGUUAAGCCUUACACUAAACCAAAACAAACAAAAAAAAAAACCCAAAAAAUGUCACAACUGCAGCACUGCCAAACUUUUUUAAAUGCAAUUUUUUCUCAAAAGGAAAAAAAGGACAAUACAUCACCAAUCCAUAAUCAACAGUCAAUAUUAAAUCAUACCGUAGAACAAAUAUUGUAGGAUGUAAAAUGCCUUAAAACACCAGCAGCUUCUAGUUAUGUGUUUGAUGUGUACGUUACCGUCCAGUGUGGUGUGUUUAUCUUCCAUCAUAUCUUCAGUAGUAUUUAUUAGAGUUAUCAUUACAUUUAAAACAUAGGGAUUGAAUGUAGACAUGCUGUUCUCUUUACUGUGACUACUAUAUAUGUAUUGCCGUAUGACACAAUAUCAAUAAAGACUUGACAUUACCGAG
This is a messenger RNA of Girardinichthys multiradiatus, 3757 nucleotides long. It is a transcript of the gene inab, whose product is annotated as internexin neuronal intermediate filament protein, alpha b. The record is from RefSeq and is a predicted model, not a curated record. Gene Ontology annotation, biological process: intermediate filament organization. Gene Ontology annotation, molecular function: structural constituent of postsynaptic intermediate filament cytoskeleton. Gene Ontology annotation, cellular component: intermediate filament; cytoplasm; postsynaptic intermediate filament cytoskeleton. Bases 240 to 1718 code for a protein of 492 amino acids. The transcript is spliced from 3 exons. Lineage: Eukaryota; Metazoa; Chordata; Actinopteri; Cyprinodontiformes; Goodeidae.